This is a messenger RNA of Spodoptera littoralis (African cotton leafworm), 819 nucleotides long. Lineage: Eukaryota; Metazoa; Arthropoda; Insecta; Lepidoptera; Noctuidae. The record is from the annotation of a GenBank genome assembly.
AUGCCGAUUGUGUUCAGUGCUGUAGCUAGUGACAGAAACAUUGUGUCCAACUUCGCGUCUUGCGAUGGAAACUUUACUGAAAUUGCUGAACAAGUGCUGUCUAAGUUACCGGCUUGUAACAAUAAGAUGACAUAUUCACAUGGCACGUACCUACUGCAUUAUAUAUCGGAAGAUGAUUAUUUAUACUUCUGUAUAACAGACAAACUAUGUCAACGGUCCAGGGCAUUCUUAUUCCUGAACGAGAUACAAAGGCAGUUCAUAGCAAGCAGGCGAAGUAAAGAUGACUUCACGACGGUGUUAGCAGCUGAAAUGUAUCGAUACAGUGAGGACUACAACACCAUUGUUAUCAGAAAAGGCGAACUGGAUGAACUAAAUAGUAUUGGUGUCGGAUGCAGUGAAAGUAUUCUGGGCGAGAAGAUCCUGUAUAUCAACAAUCCACAUAUAAUUUCAUACAGUACUAUCUCUCACGUAAGCGCGACUCCAGCACUUCUAUCAGUAUCAGCCACGAGUUCAACUGAAGAAGAAACAAAAGAAACUCUACCUUCAGAAGUAUCACACAACACACAACUGGCCAAAGAAAACAAUACUUCAAGAGACAUAUCAACAGUCUACCCAAAACAAGAAAGUAUAUCAGUAAUACCACCAAAGGAAAGUGUUCAUAAUAUGUCUGCAAGACUGUACAUAGUAAUUGUAGGUAUGAUUAUACUUGUAAUAGCAAUGUCUGUGUGUGCCUUCGGACCAAUUUCCUGUGUUGUGGUCACCGGUAUAGGAAUAUAUUCGCUCUUACGAUCUUACGGGUUUAGGAAUAAAGUUGAUUAG